AUGGAUAUAUGUAAUGAAAAUCUAACAUCUACAGCCAUAACUCGAGUGGAUUCUCUGAUUUUUGGAUAUCUAAAUAGACAGCAGUAUACCAAAACGGUUACUGCUUUGUUAGAGGAAUCGCCUGUGCUCAAAAAUGUCGGCGGUAGAUUCGGUGGUGGACGCGAGAUUUUUAUUCAAAUCAAUCCUACUGUAUGUGAUAAAAAUUUAGAGUAUAUUGUUGAAACCUUCGCACAGUAUGGAAGGUUUGAUGUUCCACCAGAAUUCAUUGAUUUCGGCCAGCAGCUGAGAUGCUUAGCCAACGAUUUUUCAAGAAUGACCUCUGUUCAGGGGUUUUCUAGGAGUGAAAACCAGCAGAAAAUGUAUGGAUCUCGCUCUAAAUCUAAGGCACCUGCAUCGUCAGUGCCCUCCAAGGAGAGUUCCACCUCUUCGCAAGUCAGUUCGGCGACCCCUACAGUAUACCAUAUUCCACAACAUCCCUUAACCGUUGAUAGCCCAACACCUCGAAACAUUCCAUACCUCGGUAAACAUUCGUCAACGAAUUCCGUGUUAAGUGAUAUUAACAAUCAACAACCAAAGUUGAAUGAACACAUGAGCUUCCCUAAAACUUCCAAUCAGAGUGAGAAACCCCAGCACCUUUCGAAUUCUUGUGAUGUGCAACCAUUCCAUACCGGUGAUAAUAUUAAUUCGUCAAAUUCUAAUAAUUUAGAUCCUCCUAUACAUUCCGAUGAUCAAGAUCCCAGUAAUAUGCAUUCAAUGUUAUCUGAUGAAGGUUCGUCUCGUAGGAAACGACAGCAUCCGCACAGUUUUUCUGAGAGAUUUGUUUCUAAGCUAGCUGAUGCUGCAAGUCGUUCUAAACAAAGCAGAGAACAAGUAACUAGUACGACUAGUGCAGCGGACGUGUCUACAUUAGACAUAGGAAAUGAAAUAUAUGAUUUAUUUGAUAUUCGUAACUUGCCUUCACAAUUAGAAGAAGUUGUGUGUCGUUUCGAUCCCGAGGAUCGUUUCUACGAUUUCGCAGGAUUCAUGGGGGAGAUGGAAGAAUCACAAGAGCAUACCUUCGAGCAAAACAUUGCUCCAGACGUGCAACAGAUGUUUGACCAAGUUCCGGGAUAUACUCCUUAUAAAGAAAGUAGUUCGCCAAGAACUCCAGUUAAUGUCCUCCCUAAAGAGCCCAUACCUGAACUAGUAUGCAGUCUUAGACAACCAACCAACCUAUCUCUUAUGCCUGAACCUGCCAAGAUUCCCUUAAAUAAUACGAGACCUUAUGUCAUGAAGGGUCCAAGAAACACUCAACCCAAAAAGCAACCGAAAUCAUUGACAGAGCGUACAUUCAUCAAAGAUCUCAAGUUAAUAGAAGCGAAAAAUGUACCUUUGCGAACGAAGAUUACCAUGGACUCAUUAUUUGAUGACGCUGAAAGCAGUUCUUCCGAGAGUCAGGAGACAAUUGAUAAAGGGAAGAGAAGUAAGUCUCCAGAUCAUAAAAAGAAGAAGGAUCUGAGAGAAGAUGUUCAGAAGAAUAGAGAACAACCUGUCAAGGAGAAAAGACAUGAAAAGUCGAGUAAAGAUCGCAGAGAAGAACGUGAUCACGAGAGACGAAGACAUGAAAAAGAAGAUAAACGGGCUGAGGAGAGUAGGAAAAAUAUGGACGAGAAGCCAAGAAUAUCAAGAGUGGAAAAGAAUGACGAUCGGAAAAAACAUGAUCGGUUCCGUGAGGAGUCUGAAAAGAGAGAGCAGGAAAGGAAAAAGAAGGAACUGAGUGUACGUUCAGCUAGGGAGCAGGAAAACCAAAGACGAGAAGAAGCUAUGAGGAAGCGCGAUGAAGAAAGACGUCGUGCAACUGCUACUGACGAGCCAGAACCAAAUAGGGAAGAAGAAAGAAGGAUCAGGGAUAAGCGACGAACAUAUGAAGACGACACAAGUUCACACGACACAGAGCGUAGUGAAAGAGAGGCAAGUCAAGAGAGCUUGAACAAUAUUUCGGCAAAAUCAAAACAUUACGAUAAACAUAAAAAAAAAGAAAAAGAAUCAAAUGCAAUAAAGAGCAAGUCAUUUGAAUGUAAAAAUCGAGAAGAAAACAAUAAAAAGAAACGAAGUAAAGAUCCUGGAUCUUCUAACAUGCCAGAUAUAUUUGGAGAGAUUGAGAAAAAUUUUGACAGCUUACGGAGACAUGAUAGAUCACCUAGCCCUGAUAUUUCGUUUAUGAAUAUCAAAAAGUUGGCUCCUUCAACAAAAAUACCAAAAAAAGGUUCUGAACAGGCUUUGGCUCAAGCUGAGAGGUAUAAUGAACCAGAGCCAACCAUUCAGUAUCAUGCACAUAUAAGUGGAAAAGAGUCUGAUUCAUCCACUUCUUCUUCAAGUCAAGGAAUGAUCAGAGAUAUACAACCACCAGCUGAAUAUAUACCGACAGCAUCAACUUCUAAAGUUCCUUCCAAGUCGCAAAUGGUGUGUGGAUUAGAAUGUGACGAACCUAACCUACUUAUAAAGAGUACAGUUAACGACGCCCGAAUUGGGCUACAGUUUGAGAGUGCUUCAGUCAAAUGGAAGAAAACUCCAGUUGUGGAGACCACCUCAAGUAAAACAUCUGCCGAAAAAGAACAAGAUUCGCGAAAAAGGUCUUCGCAAAACACGCUCAUUGGAAAAUUGUUCAACGAAAGUGGAUCGCCAAAAGACGCGAAUAAAAAGAAAAUUAAACUUGAUCUAUCUGCAAUCGAUGCAAUUAUGAAAAAAGUUCAUGGAAAUGCACCUUCUACGUCUUAA
Molecule: messenger RNA, 2757 nt
Organism: Auanema sp. JU1783
Lineage: Eukaryota; Metazoa; Nematoda; Chromadorea; Rhabditida; Rhabditidae
Source: the annotation of a GenBank genome assembly